Centropristis striata (black sea bass) is the source of this 2068-nucleotide messenger RNA. RefSeq names its product von Willebrand factor A domain-containing protein 5A-like. NCBI's taxonomy places the organism in Eukaryota, Metazoa, Chordata, Actinopteri, Perciformes, Serranidae. The transcript has 12 exons. The record is from RefSeq and is a predicted model, not a curated record.
AUGCAAAAUUUUGCACAUUCCUCUGAAGAGCGUGGAGCUGGAGGUGAGGGAGAGGACAAACCACUCGAGGCAGUUUUUGUCUUCCCUCUGCCUGGAGAUGCUGCUGUCUGUCUUUUCAGUGCUAAGAUUGGACAGACAGAGAUUGUAGCUGAGGUGAAGGAGAAACAGGAGGCUUGUGAGGAGUAUGAUGAUGCACUGAGCUCCGGUCGGCAGGCCUUCCUGUUGGAGGAGAGUGAUCAGAGUCCAGAUAUAUUCUCUAUGAGUGUGGGCAGUCUGCCUCCAGGAGAGAGCGCCUCCAUCAGGCUGGAGUACGUCACUGAACUGGCUGUGCAGGCUGAUGAAGGGCUCAGGUUUUGUCUGCCUGCUGUGCUCAACCCUCGCUACCAACCUCAGGGCACUCUGAUGGGAGAUCCAGUAGUGAUGCUGAGUCUGUACCCUGAGUUCCCCCAGGCUGUGAUGUCUUCAGUCGCCUCAUGUGGAGAGUUUGUGUUCUUACUGGAUCGAUCUGGUAGUAUGGCUGGGGAAUGUAUGAAGAGUGCCAGGGAUACUCUGCUGCUCCUGUUGAAGAGUUUACCAAUGGGCUGCUAUUUCAACAUCAUCAGUUUUGGGUCCAAAUAUGAACAUGUCUUCCAUAAGAGUGUGGAGUACAGCCAGCAGACCAUGGAAGAGGCUCUGAAGAAAGUUGAGGAGAUGGAGGCUGAUCUGUGAGGAACAGAGAUCCUUGAGCCCCUCAAACACAUUUACAGCCAGAGCUGCAUUCCCAAUCAACCUAGACAACUAUUUGUCUUUACUGACGGAGAGGUGGGGAACACCAAAGAAGUUAUCAAUCAGGUGAAGAAGAAUUCAGGUUCCCACAGGUGUUUCUCUUUUGGUAUUGGGGAAGGGGCCAGCUCUGCUCUUAUCAACGGGUUGGCCAAGGAAGGAGGAGGUCACGCUCAGUUCAUCACAGGGACUGACAGGAUGCAACCCAAAGUUGUACCCUGCCUCUUGCCCAAUGUCAGCUGGGAUCGCCUCCAGCCCUCUGCGACCCGAGUUCGGAUAAUCGAUCACUCCUUACCUGAGAGAAGCAGCAUUGACCCCAAGCAGCCUCCCAGAGACCCUCUGCUGCAGCUGGUCUCCCUCCAGAAGGCGUCUGGCUGCUGGGUGCUGGAUCCAGCUCUGGCUGCUGCACUGGGAAAGACCAGCGAGGAGGUGGAAAAGCCCAAACCUGCUUCGGUGAAGCAGGAUCUGUGGGCCACCAUUCUGGCUCUGAUCUGGCUUCAUGGUUUCAAGAUGGAUGCUCAGGAAGAGUGGGAGCUUCUGGCUAUGAAGGCUGUGUCGUGGGUCCAUGGUCAGAAUGCACCAGGUGUGACAGAGUGUGUGGAAGCUGGAAAUACUCUGUUGGGUUGCAAAGUGCCAAAAGACGUUUUCUUGAACAGGACUGGUACUUAGAAGCAGAUUUACACCAUCUUACAACAUUUGUAUAAUAUAUAUAUAUAUACUGUGUGUGUAUAUAUAUAUAUAUACAUAUUAUAUACCUAAUUAAAUCCCAUUAUGUUGUUUCCACUGGUUUUGUAUCUUUAUUGAUCAUUUUCUAUUUUGGUUUAUCACUGAAAAUGUCAAGUCAAUGAAGUAUGCAUUUAUGUCAAUUUGUGUCUAAAAUGAAGUGAAAGGCUUCAUUUGAAACCUUCCCUAUUCAUUAUGCAGUAAAAGCUGUGUGACAUCAAGCUUUCAUGCACUUCAGCCAACACUGAUUGCAAAUCAAACCCUGAGCUGUCUCUAAAGGACAUGUCUAAAGGAUACUUGAAAAUGUUUGGUUAAAAAAAAUGAAAGUAGUAAAAUAAAAGUAUUGCUCAUCAUGUAAGACUUUUAUUGAAAAAUGUCUGUUUGAUUUGAGGGCAUUGUGGGAAAUGUGAGGUUGAUAUGUAAGGCCGGGUUAGUUGCAUUAUGGUCAGAACAACAUGGCUGACAAAAAUGACAAAGAGCAUGCAACUCCUUAAAGCAACAUUAAUUUUCCUUUAAUAUGUUUCAUGUUUAUGUAUAUAAUGUUCUUUAUAUGCCCUAUUAUGGACAUUGGUGAUGUGUUUGA